AUGGCAAUCGUGGAGGAUGGAAACCCCAUUCUGGAAAGUCAGAGUCCGUUCUUUUUGCAAUGGCGCUCUACCCGGCCCGGUCGGGUCUCAUGGACCAAAGACGAUGUCGUUAGUUUGGCCACCUCCAUGAAGAACAACCUUCCAGUGGAGGUUGUGAGCGUCAUCAGUGACCCGAACUAUAAGGGUGGGGCUCUCAUCAACCUCAAGAACCCGAUGGCCCGCCCUUCGGCCAAUGAGCUGGCGAAGAACCACAUCUGGCUUUUGCCUUUUGUGAAAGACAGUCCAUCCAAGGUGCCAUCGGGAUACUACAUGUGCGAUGCAUUUUUGAUGCUGGAUUUUCUCCUGGGCAAAAAGCUCUUCCGGCCAAAGCCUGGGGUGGAAACGCGGGCAGGCUUGGCAUCCGAAGAGGCCGUCAAAGCCAAGCGGUGCUUGGGAAGCUUGAGAUAUCUAUGGAGGAAUAGCACAUCAAGUCACGACCCCUACAUCCUUGAGAUGAAAUCCUUUCUGCAGGCUUCGCCACUUCAGGGUGAGCGGCGUCGGCGGCGCCGCCGAGCUGCUGAGGAUGAAGAAGAGGAGGAGAGUGAAGCCCUACAGGACGAGUCGGACGGGGAGGGCGAGGAGGCCGAACCUUUGCAGAACGAGCCUGCUGGAGAUUGUCAUGAUGGCAGUGAUAACGAAAGCACAGGCACGCCUUGCGACAGUCCACCUGCAGCUGAAGGGCAAGACUCGCCAGUAUCUUUGACUGCCUCCACUCGUCGAUUGGGGGAUUCACCGCCAUCGGAGAAGGAAGAGGGAGAGGUGGAUCUACGUGAUUCCCAGGUUAGCUCAGGGUGGUUGGGCAAGUUCUAUGCAGCAUAUGGAGGCAACAAUCCAAGGUGCAAGCUUCCUGACCCUGAGCUUGAUGGGGAGAGCAUCAAGUCUGUCGAGGAUGAUGCUAUGCCUGAUUUGCAAGGUGACAUGCUGCCAAUCAGAGAGAUCUUGGAUGUCAUCCAGGCUUCUUUGUCCAGCAAUGGCCUGUUCGGUGAGCAUCCGAUGAUGCCAGAUUACUUGGACUAUUGCGACAAAGCCUUGACUAAACAUGGCUCCUGCGUCGGUGACACACUUGCCAGCCGCCAGCACUUCCACGAAUGGAUUUACACCCAGAAAGCUGAGGACUCUCCUUCACCGUCAGCGCCAGCUGAAUGCAAGCCCAAGAAGGAAAGCGGGGGCGCUGCUAUCUCAGAGGCUUUCAAGCUGAUGAACAUGGACGCACGAAAGGCUACAGAGUUGGACGGUGAACACAUCAUCACCCCAGCGACCAAAAAACCUCGCCUCACUGACAGCGUGGAGAUGAAUUUGAGCAUCACACCACCACCACCUGUUGAGCGGCAAUCUGUUAAAGCGAUGGCCAAGAUCAAGAAGGAGUCCAAAGCCGCCCCGUCCCAAACAUGCUCGGGGGAGCGGACAACCAGGUUCAGGGACUACAACUUGGAAGGGUUGCCUCACGAGGCGCUUCCUUUCAAGGGCAUGGACUACAAAGGGAAACACAGCUACACUGUAGCUCUUGGCGACGCAGCUUUGGAGGUCUUGUGCAAAGUCCAGGCGUACGUUGUCAAACGUCCACGUGAUGGAACUGAGAGGCCAGGCGUUGCACAGGUCCUAUGGAAGCGCCAUGGUGGGCCUAUCAAAGCGUGGGAUGAAGCCAAGUCUCGCGCUGGACUCUAG
Molecule: messenger RNA, 1704 nt
Organism: Durusdinium trenchii
Lineage: Eukaryota; Dinophyceae; Suessiales; Symbiodiniaceae
Source: the annotation of a GenBank genome assembly